UCCAAAAUAUAUAAGCCCUCUCUGUACAAUACGUGAUUAACAAGAAACGACCUAAUUUAAUUCGUUUUCUACUCCGUUGAUUCUCUGCUUCGUUAGAACUUGGAAGAAGCGCCAUCGAAACUACCGGCAAGAUUCUAAAUGAAAAACAGGGGCAGCUAUUCAAAUAUAUGGUAAGGAACAUAUUUAUCUUCAACCAAUAUUGAUGGAGAAGAGAAUUGUUCAUAAAUGGACCCAAACAUCAGUUGACAUGGAUGAUGAGCAAACCAAACCUGAUGGUUUAACAUCACUGGCACGAGUACCUCAUAUAAGAAGGAAGAGAAAGAGAAGCGACAUUGACAAUUUCGAUGGGGUUAGGAAGAAGCAGAGUAAGGGUGUGAACCCUGUUGAGCAAGAGGUCGAGUCAGUUGAUAUAAUCUCGGAGUUGCCUGAAUCUGUUAUUCAUCAUAUCUUCUCAUUUAUUCGUUGUGCAAAAGAGGCUGCCCGAACUAGUAUCCUUUCGAAGAAGUGGAGAGAUGCAUGGAAGUCCUUCUCCAUUCUAACAUUCGAUGAGCAGCACUUUCUCAAGACGGAAGUCAAUCUUGAUAGCGAUAAGCGAAGGCAAUUGUUUAUGGACUUUAUCGAUUACUCCUUGCAAAGCCACCUUGAACGGAACUUGAGCAUUUACAAGCUAGUGUUUCGUAUAACCCCAGAGCUGGUCCUGUGUCUGAACCGAUGGGUCAGUAUUGCGGCAAGAAAUGGUUUAGGUGAGCUAGAUAUCCAUGUCGAGGACAAGAGACUCAGACGUUACAACCUAUCACCUUUCAUGUGUUCUGCCAAGACUCUAACUGGAUUGAGAUUGCAUGGUCUUAACUGGUCAAGUUUUGAGGGUAUGAAGUUCAAUAAUUUGCGAAAACUGUAUCUCCGUAGACUUCGUGUCGAUCAGGAGAUAGUCCAGAAAUUGGUUUCUACCUGUCCUUUAAUUAUGGAUUUGAGAAUUGUAGAAUGUAGAGGAUUGAAAAUUUUGCGGAUUUCAGGUUUUCCAAAGCUUGAAAGGAUUGACUUGCAUCGAUGCUAUGGUACAAGAAGGAUUGAGCUCCAAGUUACUAGUCUACAAACAUUUUGGUAUUGUGCAACGAAAUCUACACGCUGUAAACUUAAUUUGGAGUCCUGCACAUCCUUGAAGAGGUUGACAUUAGAGGACCCAUAUAUGACAGAUACUUUCUUCAAUAAGCUACUUUCGAGCUUUCCAGACCUCGAGAAAUUGGAUCUUAGCAGAUGCAACAAGUUUCUUUAUAUUGAAGUAUCAAAUUUACGGCUUCGGAGUCUAGUCUUGAGAAGUUGCAAGAAUCUGAAAAUUGUUGAUAUUGAUACACCAAAUCUUUGUUCAUUUGACUAUAGAAGCAACAAUAUGGCUUGUAUGCUGGGUCAGUUGUGUCUAAAGGAGGCAAAAUUUUCUUUGGAUUCAACAGAGGAAGUUGAUCUUCUACGUCGAAAUUUAAUUGUCAAUUCAUUUCUUCGCAAGCAUUGUCGAGGUUUUAAAAUCAUCAUCUUGGUUCAAAAGAAUAUUAUAAUUCACGACGAUAGCAAAGAAAUCUUCCUUCCUACUUUCCACCAUCUCAAGAUUCAUGCAAUCAAGUCGUCUACAGACGCCAAAGAUUUAGUAGACAGUUUGUUAUCGACAUGGCACCCGGAGACACUUUCGGUACUGUCAUCUCCUAGCAGCAAUGUUCCAAAGGCGGUGCGCGAGAUAAAAAGAGAAGAGGACCCGAGCUGCUGUGGCUACAGCGCUUCAAACAACAAAUGCUGGCGCCAUUUCUUGGAGGAUGCCGAGAUCAUGAACCGUGUGGAAAUUGCAGAUGUGUCAUCAGUUUGGUUUCUUGAUCUGAAUUAUCGGUGUAAGGAAGACCAAAUGACCAGCAUCCGACUACAUUGGGAGCCUUCUGUGCAUAUUGGGAAAGCAUAAGUUUUGAUUUAUUACCAAAAGAAAGAUGAUAAAUGAGUUCAAAUUUCUUUUCCUUCACAUAAUGUAAUAUUCUUGUCGAAAAACAAAUCUUUUGUUCGCCUUUGGAUAACUAGCACAACCACGGCAUUUUCUGGUA
Momordica charantia (bitter melon) is the source of this 2078-nucleotide messenger RNA. Its product is annotated as putative F-box/LRR-repeat protein At3g58880. NCBI's taxonomy places the organism in Eukaryota, Viridiplantae, Streptophyta, Magnoliopsida, Cucurbitales, Cucurbitaceae. The record is from RefSeq and is a predicted model, not a curated record. Gene Ontology annotation, molecular function: protein binding.